AUGGGUUCCUCAACAUCCACCAUCGAGGGCUUCAGAGGCUCCAGCGUGGUUUUCCUACUCAGUAACUUGCUGUCUAACAUUCUACACUCAACAUCCACUCUCAUCGCAUCCUAUCUUCUCAAGAAUUAUACAGUCAACGAGCACCCUCUCAAGAACCACCCUCUCAAGCUCAUCAUCGACACCCUCCACGAGGACGACGACCCCUGGGACAUUGAGUGGAUGAUGUUCAACGUUCUCAACGACUUCCUUCAACCCGAUACCAAGCUGUCAGUCGACGAAGCCGCGCGAUGUCUAGACGCAAUCGUGCCCGACAAUCGACCCAAUGAGCCCGGUCAAGAGAAGGAGCCUGCUCUCAACUGGAUGCUUGAGAUGUCAGACCUUAUCUGGAAGGUUGCGAAGCAAAUGCCCUGCGAUCACGAGAGCCAGGACAAGCUGGUACAGCUACUCGGAGCACUCCGGCGACUUCCGAUCACGGCAACCUGCAACCACGGCGGACCAGAGCUUCCCAUCUGGCGCGAGUCCUUCGACGGCUGGUGCGACAGCGAGCGUCACAGCCUUGUGACCCCCGAGAAGAGAAACAACCCUCCCAAGACUGAGUGCGAGCAGUACAUCAACGCCAACGCUUUCCUGGCACGGGUGCGAGCUGCGGGAGUGAUGAAAUGCUGUGACUACCUCUACGGCUACAGUGCAGUCCAGGACGCGGUCAAGGAUACCAUUGACGAGACUUCCAAGGGAGAUGUUCUUCCCUGUCAUAUCGUUUCAGGAGCUCAAUGGGUCGUACAGGCUACAGAGUGGCUGUGGAGCCUGAUUCGAUGGGGCAAGAUCGACUACCGCGAGGUCAAAGAUGAUGCAAGCAAGUACUUGCCUUUCCCGCCUUCGCUCUGGGUGACUUGGUUGCGUGGCUUUCAGCAGGUGGCAGUCACUGUUGACGAAGAUGACGUCAAGUACUGGGCUGGGCUGGCAGUCACGAAGAUGGAGGAGACGAUGCGCACUCAUGGCUUCACUGCUGAGAAGAUGGAGGCAUGGGAUCCGGCGAAGAGAUCACUGCGGGCUGACAUAUGGGAAGAUGAGAAGUACGCCCACCUCUUCAAGGUUCCGGAGAAAGCUUGA
Messenger RNA from Diaporthe amygdali, 1110 nucleotides. RefSeq lists its product as uncharacterized. The record is from RefSeq and is a predicted model, not a curated record. The coding region runs from base 1 to 1110 and encodes 369 amino acids. Lineage: Eukaryota; Fungi; Ascomycota; Sordariomycetes; Diaporthales; Diaporthaceae. The transcript has a single exon.